CUGUUUGUGGAAGGUGCGACAGCCAACGAUGUUACGCAGGGAAUACUUGGCAACUGUUGGUUCGUUUCGGCGUGUUCUGCGUUGACACACAAUCAAGCGCUACUCAACAAGGUGGUGCCGGACGCGAAGGAGCAGGAAUGGGAAAGCAGCAAUCAGUAUUGCGGUAUAUUUCGAUUUUGCUUCUGGCGUUUCGACAGCUGGAUUGAAGUUGUCAUCGACGAUCUGUUGCCGACACGAGAUGGCAAAUUGCUGUUUGCUCGAUCUAAGUCACCGAAUGAGUUCUGGAGCGCCCUACUGGAAAAAGCAUUCGCGAAGUUAAUUUUAACGUUUUUCUAGAA
Molecule: messenger RNA, 338 nt
Organism: Gongylonema pulchrum
Lineage: Eukaryota; Metazoa; Nematoda; Chromadorea; Rhabditida; Gongylonematidae
Source: the annotation of a GenBank genome assembly